CUCCGCUAGACCAUUUUACUGGGGAUUUGAAACGGCACGCACGGAUUGGCAUGUCAAUGUAGGAUAAUAGGGAGCCUAUUCUCUUGUCCACAGCGAAUGCCACGACUGGAAAAUAGGUGAUCAUCUUGGCAAAUGCUUGUGAAAAGCUUGGGCUAUCUCUGCUCAUUUCACAAACCCAAAAGUGUCAGAGCCGCGUAAAAGAAACAAAAUCCUCUGUAUCUGCUCAAAUGAUUUGGAGAAAUUCAUUAGCAUCCAUAUAGUAAUCGUGACGAUGAUAAGAUCAUAAUGAUCAGCACAUACAACCACGGCAAGCUAGCAGACAUAGCGGAGACCGGGUGGAGUCCAAUCCUUCUCCGCGGUCUACCCCGGUCAUGUUGGCGUGGAAAACAGACGUGACAACCUGGGGAGUCCGGAGAAGGCUAAAAGAGGUAUAUUAGGCCCUCCGCCAGCUGGUACCAGCAACAACCCCCGAGGGCUAUUCAUCUCCACUGAAAGAGGUUGCGUUUCUCUUCAGACAUUUUUUGUUUCUCGUCUUUGUUCACCGUGUAUGAAACGACCACCUUUCUCUCUUAUCUAGUCCCUCAAAUACCUUGGCUGAAAUACAUCCAUCUCAGCGCCACUUAAAACGACAAUAAGUGGCCUUUACUUGGAUGCCAGCACGAUGGCCGACCUUGAUUCAAAAUCCACCUCACACCAUGUUGAAGCAAGCGCCAAACAAAUUGAUGGACAGGAUAUACUCUUUGACGGCUUGUCUGAUGAAGAAACCAAAGCUCUAGAGAAGCGCUUGGUGCGCAAGAUCGACUUACACCUGAUAUCGUCCCUUUUCCUUCUCUUCAUAUUCAACAUUCUGGAUCGUUCCAAUAUUGCCAAUGCUCGUCUUGGAGGAAUGCAAGAGGACUUAGGCCUCUCGGACACGCAGUAUCAAACAGCUGUGGCUAUCAUGUUCGUCGGUUAUCUUCUAGGUCAGGUACCGAGUAACAUUCUCCUGACUCGGUUGAAGCCAUCGCGCUAUAUUCCAACGGCUAUCUUCAUCUGGGGAGGUAUCUCGCUGUGCAUGGCAGCGACUAAGAACUUUGCUGGCGUCAUGUGUGUGCGUGUCUUUUUGGGAUUUGCGGAAUCUCCGUUUUUCCCUGGAGCCUUACUAUUGAUCAGUUCCUGGUAUAAGCCUUCGGAGAUCGCUGUACGCGUGGCAAUUGUAUACUGUGGUAACACAAUCGCCAAUGGAUUUGGUGGUAUGCUUGCCGCUGGUAUAAUGAGUGGGCUGGAUGGCAAGGGAAACCUCGAGGGCUGGAGAUGGCUAUUCAUCAUUGAAGGAGCAGGUACAAUGGUUGCCGGAGUUCUCGCGGUGGCUCUGCUCCCUGACUUUCCUCGCUCUGGACAGCGAAAAUGGUUGAAUGAGCAGGAGCAACGGUUCGCCGAAUGGCGUCUUGCCCGCGCAGCAAACGACGAGGUCGACGAGAAUGGCUCCGUCAAAGAGGGCCUGAGAGACGCAGUGAUGGAUCCCAAGGCUUGGCUUCUGAUUCUGAUCCAGGUCUGUCAAUUGUCUUCGCAGACAUGGACAUACUUCUUCCCUACAAUUGUCAAAACCCUGGGCUUCAACAACAUGAUUACUCUCUUGAUCACAGCGCCAGUAUACGUGUUUGGCUUCAUCACCGCCCUGGGAAACUCUCUGAUCGCGAACCGCACCAACCAACGCGCAAUUCUUAUUGUCUGGCCUCUCUGUGUCGAUAUAGUGGGUAAUAUCAUGGUCAUCUCGUCGCGAGCAACAGCCGUCCGCUAUACGGGAAUGUUCCUCAUGUGCGCCGGUUCCUAUUCAGCUUUCAACGUCGUCCAAGCGUGGAUCGCCAGCACUAUCCCUCGCACAAGAACCAAACGAGCAAUUGUGUACGCUCUGGUCAACUUGUUUGGCAACUCUUCCAAUAUCUACGGCUCAUACUUCUUUCCCACCUCGGACUCGCCCCAGUAUAGGCCCGGAGGAAUCAUCUUGUCUUCCUUUGCAGCUGGCGGAAUAGUGAUGUCCUUGCUCCUCGCUGCCUAUCUGCACUUCUUGAACGCCAAAGCACGAAAGGCAGAGGAUCAAGAUGGUCAUAUACGCUACAGGUACAUUUGGUGA
This is a messenger RNA of Aspergillus melleus, 2113 nucleotides long. RefSeq lists its product as uncharacterized. Lineage: Eukaryota; Fungi; Ascomycota; Eurotiomycetes; Eurotiales; Aspergillaceae. The transcript is spliced from 6 exons. The record is from RefSeq and is a predicted model, not a curated record. Gene Ontology annotation, cellular component: membrane. The coding region runs from base 662 to 2113 and encodes 483 amino acids. Gene Ontology annotation, biological process: transmembrane transport. Gene Ontology annotation, molecular function: transmembrane transporter activity.